Messenger RNA from Esox lucius (northern pike), 2844 nucleotides. RefSeq names its product coagulation factor IIIa (gene f3a). Gene Ontology annotation, molecular function: protein binding. Bases 216 to 1082 code for a protein of 288 amino acids. The transcript has 6 exons. Gene Ontology annotation, cellular component: membrane. Gene Ontology annotation, biological process: blood coagulation. The record is from RefSeq and is a predicted model, not a curated record. NCBI's taxonomy places the organism in Eukaryota, Metazoa, Chordata, Actinopteri, Esociformes, Esocidae.
CUAUCGCAGGCGGCGACAGGGGGACGGAAUUCAAUAAGAGGUGUAUCGUAUCCGACCACACCGAUCCAUUCUCGAUACCUCUCUGACUACCUAUCAUUAAUUUCGAGCCUGUUAAAACUACAAAAAACAAGACGUAGUUCUAUUACUUUAAAAUAACUUCUUACAUUCUACAUUCACGAAAUCUACCUUGACUGGAUUGCGGUUUGGAACAGAAAAUGUUGAAAAUGGAAUGGAUUUUCUUUUUAACCACGUUGUGUAGUGUACUCUUCACUUUCUGCCAUGCAGAUACCUAUCCCAAGGCACAGAACGUUUCCUGGAACUCUGUAAACUUCAAAACACUUCUUACCUGGGAUCCUAUACCUGUCAAUUAUUCCUACACUGUUGAAUAUUCUAUUGUUGGUCAGAACAGGGAGAGGAACCCGCACUGUAUAAGAACCAUGAGGACCGAGUGUGACUUGUCCAACUCUCUGGUGGAUCUGAAAGCCAAAUACUCAGCUGAUGUCCUAUCGGAACCCAAAUAUGGAGAGACCUCUGACCUAGUAGAGUUCCCCCACACAAGUUCGGAUUGGUUCACCCCUUACACAGACACUGUUAUAGGCAGACCUGACUUUAAGAUUGAGGUGAGCAAAGAUAAGAAGAAGAUCACCCUGUAUGUAGAAGACCCUCCCACAGCUUUGUUCAAGAAGAACGAACCAAAGACCAUACGGGAUGUUUUUGGUGAUGACCUACAGUACAAAGUCACUUUUGGGAAAUCAGCAAGCACAGGAAAGAAAACAAAGAUCUCUGCAAGCAGUGAGAUAUUGCUAGAUGGGAAGGAUAUAGAUCCAGGAGUGAGCUACUGCUUCAACGUGCAGGCCUACAUCCCCUCCCGCAGCCCUGACAAACAGCUGGGAGAGUCCAGUAAAAGACAGUGUUCAAGCAGCGAUAAGUCCUUCAUUGAAGACUUCGGGGUCGGUGCGAUUGCCGGGUUCAUCCUCCUCCUCAUAUUGACCGUAGUCAUAGUUAUUGUCACAGUGGUGUGCUGCCGACGCAAAACCAAAGCCAACAUGGGAAAAGAGCGAGUGCCACUAAGAGAUGUGUAAAGUGGGCGUGGCUCAUCGACUACAAGGUACAGAUGCACCGGACUUACCCUUUGAAAGGGAGGCUGCAAGAGCAGCCCCAGUUCAUCACUGCACUGAUUAACACUGGAGACCACCAUUUUGUUUCUGUGAAACAGCACUGCGAGUUUAUUGCAUCCAAGCAUACUGUACUGUAGUGUACAUUUCUUUCUCUAUACAAUUGUGCAGAUAAUUCCUCUAUUUUUUGGUGAAUGGUACUUCGACUACUCCGACUUUUAGCUUUUAUAAUGAUAAUGUGAUAUAUAUAUUAACAAACUGAACAUUUUUGUAACGUUUUUAACUUUAUAUGGUCUUUGGGAAAAACAAUUUUGGGAGUCGCCUGAAUACGUAAUCAUAUCGGAAAUCUAAGCUGUAUAUUUUUGUAUUUAAGUUGCUUAACUUAUUUUACGUGUAGCCAUUCUUGAAGUUGUAUUUGUAUAUUAGGUUAUUUUUAGAUAUAGGGCAUUUGGCUUUAAAAGCCUGAUGGCUCGGUUGAUCAUUUAAUAUGUAUGAAUGUAAUGUUUUACAUGCGUAUUGUCUCGAUAUCUUUAAAACACACUCAGUGGCCAGUUUGUUAGGUACACCUCCCUGUUCAAAAUGGAUGUCUCUUACAGACCGUGAGUCACAAUGUCGUAGUAUGCUGUCUAAAGAAGCAAGACAGGGAUUAAGGCAUUGCUUUACUAUUUAAUUCAACAUUAAAACGGACCAAACAAGUGACCUCAGCAAAUUGGAGCUUAGUGUGAUCAUCGGUGCCAGGCGCGCUGGUUUUAUUAUCUCAAAAACUGCUGCCCUCCUUGGCUUUUCGUACACAGCAGUCCAUAGGGUUAAUGAGAAGGGUAUAUUCUGUCAGCGGACGUUCUUGGCGAAAACAACUUGUUGAUGACAGAGGUCGAAGGUGAAGAAUGGGAGUCAAACUAACAGAAAUAACGGACACCUUGUAGAAUAAAAUACCUGCCCCAAAGAUUAUCGUUUUUUAUGGAGACAAGUGUGUUAAACUAGGUACUAGUUAGAUCUACCAAGUAAACUGGCCACUGAGUUAACAAAACAGGGUGUAUACUAAUCAAUGCAAUACUUAAAACUGUGGAUUCUGGUACAAGUCAAGCUUGGGGUAAAUUUAGGAUUUCUGAAUUUAAUUCAAUUCAAAUAAUUUAUCUGGUUUCACUCCAUGGAAAGCACAAUUUGAACUGAAGGAAGUACUCAAAGCACUUCAAUCUACUUCCAAUGAGACGUGUAUUAGCGGUCUCAUUCAUUUGACAUAGAUUAUCAAAAGGAUAUUAGAAUUAUUUAUGCAAAAAUACACAAACCAUUGAUUGAUUAUAACUCAUGUGAAACUGCAUUAUUGUUUUCCAUUAAAUGUUCCCUUCCAUGCUGCAGAGCUUGAUUUAAUUAGUUCUUGGAAGAAUUUAAAUAGACAACCCAGAACAUGAUCAUUUAUAUAUUUUAGGACCAGUGUAAUCGUUCAAAUUUGUUUAAGGAAGUAAACUUUUUUCUACACGGUAUUGGUAACCAUGCAUUGUCUAAAUGAAUAUUACUAUGGCAAUGUGUAGAACAAAUAAGCUAUUUUAAUUUCUUGGAUUGAAAUACACUUCCUGUAAUUUAAAUUCAGUUCACAUUCUGCUUCCUUAUGGGUCCAUUAAAAACGGUAAAGUUUGUGAAUUGAAUUUGAAAGCAAUUUGCAGCUAAUUCAGAAUUGACCCCAAUGCUGAUACUAAGAUUGUUCCUAAUAAAGACUAAUAACUUCUGUGCA